AUGUCAUCUGCCCAAGACGAGUUCAACCAAAUCCUCAACAGCAACCGAGAGAAAUUCGCUGUUCACCCCGAGGAUCGUGACAACCACUCUGAUCACUCCUCUACCGACGACGACCACGACGACGACCAGCCCCAGUUCUCCGAUUCCGAAGACCCCCAGGCGGCCAUGCACUCCCGCACCCCCAGCAGCUUCCGCAUCCCCAACACCGUCUACGACGCCAACACUGGCCCCAAGGGUGUCAUCGCCGACGCGCAGGCCUUCGAGCGUGCCCGCAAGACCUCCUUCCGUCGCACCCUCCUCGGCGUCGCCGGUCUCGACCGCUCCCACUUCUCCUCCAAGUCCGUCACCGACGAUGCCACCCUCCUCCAGAACUCCUCCCCGCCCGAUGGCUCCUCCGCCAGCGACGACGAGGAGGGCUUUCUCCGCAAAUGGCGCGUGUCUCGCAUGCAGGAAAUGCAGGCUAAGAGUCUGAGGAAGCCCAGCCCCCGUCGGAAGCUGUACGGGUCGGUCGAUGUUGUGGAUGCGGUGGGAUACCUCGAUGCCAUUGAGAAGGUCACGUCGGGGACGGUGGUGGUCGUCUGCGUCUAUGACCCGGAGUCCAGCACCAGCAGCCUCAUCGAAGACUGUCUCAACACCAUUGCCCGUCGUCAGCCUACCGUCCACUUCAUCAAGCUCCAUCACGAGAUCGCCGAGAUGGAGAACAUCGAAGCCCCCGCCCUGCUGGCUUACCGGGACGGUGACGUCUUCGCCACGAUCGUCGAGAUCAUGCAACAGAUCCCCAAGGGUAGGAGCUGUAGCUCCGAUAGUCUGGAAGAUCUGCUGAAAUCGUACGUCUCUCUCUUCCUUUACCCCUAUACCCCCAAUAUGGACGUCAGACACUAACACAAGCCACAGCCACCGCGUCCUCUAAACAAUACCCUCAUGCUCUUUAUUUCUCCAUGUCUCAUGUCGUCUCGUCUCAUCGCAUCUCAUCUCUCAUUUCUUUAUCAUGCACUUCCCAUGACAUCACAUGUUCUCCACACAUCCAUCCAUCAUCAUGCAAAAUGCAGCACAGCGGGCGUAUCACGGGUCCUGACUUUCUGGUCUUUUCACGUUUUCUAACCUACAUCAUCUACCUACCUACCUACCUACCUCCCUACUCUUCACUGACGUCCAUCCAUCCAUCUCAUCAUUCAUCCAUCCAUACCUAGACGAUCGAUCCGGACAUACAUCACAUUUAUCUUGCUUUUGACUUUUUCUUUUUCUGUUGGUUCAGGUACAUCCAUCACAUGCAUAUAGACGGAUCUACAGUACGGGUGUUCGGGUUCUUAGCAUUUUUGCUUGCUUGUCUGCUUGGUUU
Messenger RNA from Aspergillus heteromorphus CBS 117.55, 1339 nucleotides. Its product is annotated as phosducin family protein. NCBI's taxonomy places the organism in Eukaryota, Fungi, Ascomycota, Eurotiomycetes, Eurotiales, Aspergillaceae. The transcript has 2 exons. The record is from RefSeq and is a predicted model, not a curated record. Bases 1 to 882 code for a protein of 293 amino acids. Gene Ontology annotation, biological process: regulation of G protein-coupled receptor signaling pathway.